Messenger RNA from Oncorhynchus nerka (sockeye salmon), 1177 nucleotides. RefSeq names its product cilia- and flagella-associated protein 44-like. NCBI's taxonomy places the organism in Eukaryota, Metazoa, Chordata, Actinopteri, Salmoniformes, Salmonidae. The transcript is spliced from 7 exons. The annotation marks the transcript as partial. The record is from RefSeq and is a predicted model, not a curated record.
CUCCAGCAGGCAGCUGUUGCUGUGUGGCAUGCAGUCAGGCAGUGUCCGGGCCUACCCCCUGCAGCCACCUGACUUCCACCUCACAUCCAUGCAGGCCUUCUGGGCCCUCAGCGUCCAUGACAACCAGUAUGGACAGCUGCGCCAGCUGCGCUGUAGCUUUGACGACCAAUUUGUCCUGACGACAGGGGAGGACGGCAACAUCUUCUCCUUCAGCCUACUGCCCCAGGAGGACCUGCUUAAAGCCCUGCAGCGCAGCAAGGCCAAAGUCCCCUCACCACGGGUUGGCGUUGAAAUGGAGGGUGUGGCCCAGGAUAUCGAAGACCCGUCGGCAUACAGCAUUGAGACUGCUAAGCAGAAGUUGGAAAUGGACCGUAUGCGUCGGGAGGCUGAGAUGAGGAAGGUGGAGAGACGUAAGAUGCUGGCCGAGCUGCAGAACCAGUUCAAACAGCUACUGGAGAAGAACCAGGGUCUGCCCGAACACGUCCGCUUGCACCGCACGGAGUUGGAGCUGGACUGGCGGUUCCGUGAGGAGACUGAGAGGAUGACGGCCCAGAGGGUGAGAGAGGCCAGGAAGGAGCUGGCCUGGGAGGAGGAACGCCACCGCAUCGGACUCCAGAAACUACAGGAGAGGUUCUGGGAUUCUCUUGAGUCGGACACAGUUACUGUGGUAGCAUUCCAGAGUGACCACAGGAUCUCCACCUAUCGUCUGCUGGCACUGUCCCAGAGGUUCCACGAGCUGAAACAGAGGGGAAGGGUGGGGGGCCCGGGGACAGUGGGGCAGGAACGUUGGAGGAACAAAGCCGAUGCCGGCAAAGACAGUUCCAACAUCACAGCGGACCAGGAGGACCUGGGUGAGGAGGCUGUUAUGGCGCCCCAUGUGGUGCGUCCAGGGGGCAGCAAGCUGGCUGGCCGCCAGGCAGAGAAACUCCGCAAGGCUACGGAGAAGGCAGAGCGGGCCCGGGUUAAGAUAGAGAAGAGGAGGAAAGAGUGGGCUGAACUGUAUGCCACAAAGCCUAAUGAGAACUGUGAGGAUCCGGAAGAUGUGCGAGCCAUCCGAUUGGCUACGGAGAACAUGGGUGACUUCAAGCUGAAGACUGCCAAAGACUUUACGGUCCCAGAACACCUGAGGAUGAACGCAGAGAAGAAGAGAGCUCAGCUGGUCCACUUAGAGGAGAAG